AUGGCGCAACCACACUCAACGAUCACCAAAUCUGAGCCUUGUGGCAGCAAUGGGAGAAGAGUCACCAUCGUCCACAUGUCAGAGGACCACUUCUCCGUACAAGCAUCUCCCCCGCCGCCACCACAGCCGUCGACAUACCUCCAGCUCCCCGAAGGCGAUCGCUCGAGAAGGCCCACAGCCAUCCAUGAACCAUCCUCAUGCUUCUUCGCCAGACGAGUAUGCGAAGAGGAAGUACAGUCACCGAUGUACCUCCACUACCCACCCAGCGGUGUGAGAACGUCCUCAGUCGCGCUCACGCCGCCGUCUCCCGUUCUCUCCGCCAGCGAACCGGGAACGGCGCCGCUACAGUCGCUGUCGAUCUCACCACGGCCUUCUUGUUAUGAUCGAGAAGAGUCCCAACCUCUCUGUCUGGACCCGCAGCUCUCCGCCACAACACCAGGCCAGUCGCCAGUACAGCGACCGACAAACCCUCCGAACCCCACUUGUGCGUCUGGAGAAGCUGCUCAACCGCCAAAACGCCUCCGGCGCUGUACACCGCCCCUCGCUCCGGUGAGACAGCCUUCUCCCAAGGAGGUUAGAGAGCAUGCGAGGCAGUGCCGCAGACGCGUGUGGGAGGCCAAACGUAGCAUCUGGGGCUGGCGCAAGGUGCCGGAUUGGAGGGCGCAGCCGGUGUUGGUUUUUAGUGAUGAUGAGGAAGAUGAAGAGGGGAAGGAGGAGGAGGAUGCGUCCGAUGAAUCCAGUGAAUCUGACGAAGACUCAUCUUCGGACGAGGAGUCGGAUGCAGAGGGGGGUGAAGUUAUGGAGGAUGCAGCAAGCCCCCGCCGCGAGUCCCAGACCAGCUGGGACGACAUCUGGAGCCGCCCGCAAGGCGCGAAGCGCAAGCGUGAAGACAAGCCGAGGGGGGAGAGUUGGCAGGAGGGGGGGAUGAGUGAUGUUGCGUGGGCGGAGCUCUGGAGCGGGCGACCGAAGCCGAAGCGGAAGUGUGAGGAUCAGGCGAAGGUGGAGGGGUGGCGCGGGGAGGGUGAGGAUGAGAUGGAUUGGGAGGGGGAUAGUACGUUUGAUUAUUUUGGGAGGAGUGGUGCUGAGAGGUACAUGUAG
This is a messenger RNA of Saxophila tyrrhenica, 1098 nucleotides long. RefSeq lists its product as uncharacterized. The transcript is spliced from 2 exons. The record is from RefSeq and is a predicted model, not a curated record. Bases 1 to 1098 code for a protein of 365 amino acids. Lineage: Eukaryota; Fungi; Ascomycota; Dothideomycetes; Mycosphaerellales; Extremaceae.